AGCACAAAUUGGGGCCCAAUAAAUCAAAGACACUUGAAAGCAGCGACGCCGACAGCGAACUUUACGUAAUCGCACAUAACGGACGACAGUUUAAAUUCCAAAAACAUGGCUGCCCAAUCUCUGGUCAAUGUGGAAAAUCUAUUUGAUUUGAAUACGUUCAAGGACCGCUUUCAGUACUAUGCCUGGAUGACGGAUCCGCGUACGGUGCUGGUCUCAAGCGACCGUUUGCUGCAGGCCAAGAAAAUCGUGGAGAACUAUCGGGCAGGCGAACAGACACCCAAGCUGACGCCCGAGGAAGUGAAAUACAAUUUGAAGCUGUAUAGCUCGGCAUUUCAUCCGGAUUCCGGCGAGCUGCAGAACUUUGCCGGUCGCAUGAGUUUUCAGGUGCCUGGGGGCAUGUUAAUUACGGGCGGCAUGUUGGCCUUCUACCGCACCGUGCCCGCCGUGGUGCUCUGGCAGUUUCUCAAUCAGUCCUUCAAUGCGAUCGUCAACUAUACGAAUCGCAAUGCCAAUUCGCCGACCAGUGUCACGCAGCUGGGUCUGUCCUUUGCGACGGCCACGAGUGCAGCUCUAGUGGCUGCGAUUGGCUGCAAGAACUACUGGGCGAAGAGGGCGUCACCAUUGCUGCAACGCUAUGUUCCGUUUGCGGCUGUGGCAGCUGCGAAUUGUGUCAACAUUCCCUUUAUGCGUCAGAACGAGAUAAUCAACGGCAUCGAUGUCAAGAAUGCCGACGGUGAGAUUGUCGGCCAGAGUCGCUUGGCGGCCAUCAAGGGCAUCAGCGAGGUGAUCAUCUCGCGAAUCACAAUGGCAGCCCCGGGUAUGCUGCUACUGCCCGUUGUCAUGGAGCGACUGGAGAAACUGCCGGCGUACAAACGCAUCAAAUGGAUCAAUGCGCCCUUCCAAACACUCAUGGUGGGCUGCUUCCUCUGCUUCAUGGUGCCCACGGCCUGUGCCCUAUUCCCGCAGCAGUGCAGCUUGGAUACCAAAACAAUGAGCACCUUCGAGCCGGAACUCUACAAGGAUAUGGUCAAGCGCACGGGUGGCAAUGUGCCCGAUCGCGUUUACUUCAACAAGGGUCUGUAAGGACGCCGAAGCUGAGGCC
This is a messenger RNA of Drosophila navojoa, 1102 nucleotides long. RefSeq names its product sideroflexin 2 (gene Sfxn2). Gene Ontology annotation, biological process: serine import into mitochondrion; monoatomic ion transport. The record is from RefSeq and is a predicted model, not a curated record. Gene Ontology annotation, molecular function: monoatomic ion transmembrane transporter activity. Gene Ontology annotation, cellular component: mitochondrial inner membrane. NCBI's taxonomy places the organism in Eukaryota, Metazoa, Arthropoda, Insecta, Diptera, Drosophilidae.